Liolophura sinensis is the source of this 1116-nucleotide messenger RNA. RefSeq names its product probable G-protein coupled receptor 139. Gene Ontology annotation, molecular function: G protein-coupled receptor activity. The record is from RefSeq and is a predicted model, not a curated record. Gene Ontology annotation, biological process: G protein-coupled receptor signaling pathway. NCBI's taxonomy places the organism in Eukaryota, Metazoa, Mollusca, Polyplacophora, Chitonida, Chitonidae. Gene Ontology annotation, cellular component: plasma membrane. The transcript has a single exon. Bases 1 to 1116 code for a protein of 371 amino acids.
AUGGUGUCCAAUUAUUCCGUGGAAUACGGUAACAAGGUACUGCUACCUCUCACCCAUCAAACGACUUUGCCACCCAUGGGGAAGAACAUGACAUACAGGGACUAUCCCGAGGGGAUGGUGGCCUUAGCCAUGAACAAGUAUUAUCUGUGGGUGUUGUGCUGUUUGGGACUCGUUUUCAACACGGCUGCUAUAUUAACCAUUUCCAAGCUGAAGCCGUUCACAACGUCAUCUCUCUACGUCAUACUUCUUGCGAUAUUCGACACGUUGACUUUGUUUGUGAAGUUGGCCUACCUUCAGUUAACGUAUCAUGACGUCAGAUUAGGUGAUGCCGGCUGCAAAAUUCUGUGCUUUAUCGGAAGUUUCUUGGACCAGUUCUCUGUGUGGAUUUUAGUCUUGUUGACUAUAGAGAGAUUCGUGGCCGUGUGGUUGCCGUUGAAAGUGUCCAGCUGGUUUACGAUGUUCCGCGCCCGGCUAGCCGUCGCUAUAACCGCGUUAGCCUUAAUUUUCAUCAACUCGCACAUGCUGUUGUUGUUGCACCAGGUGGAGCUGGAAGAACCCUACGGCGUGGAGUGUGAUUUUUAUCCGAGUCACGCCUACUUUGGGAAAAGCAUCUGGUACUGGACUGAAAGCUGCCUCACGGCGAUUUUCCCGUGCAUUAUCCUGAUCGUCCUUAACUCGCUAAUUGUUUACCGCAUGCGGCGAUCUAUGGAGAAACAGAAAAAGAUGCUAUCGGGAACGGAGAGCCCCAGGAUGGUAUCUCACAAGACACAUCUCACGGUCAUGCUGGUAACGGUAUCCGUCUCGUUCGUCGUCCUGAUGCUGCCUCUGGCGAUGUUCAACACGUUCAGAAGCAAAUGGAAAGUUCAUUCGGACCGAGAAAGAGCCCAAUACAUUUUGACACGAGAGCUAACGCAUUUUCUAGCAGACUGCAACCACGGAUUGAAUUUCUUAUUCUACUUCCUUAGCAGCAAACGCUUUCGUCAUAUUUUUUACAGGAUUGUUCAAUGUCGCUGUCAGGAGCCCCGGAGGACGUUCUACAGCGGCGCCUCCAAGAUGUCUUACUACAAAUGUAACCAAAGCUCGAUGAAUACAUACUGCAUGCAGUCAAAUCUGUAG